Tribolium castaneum (red flour beetle) is the source of this 3247-nucleotide messenger RNA. It is a transcript of the gene Ide, whose product is annotated as Insulin degrading metalloproteinase. The transcript has 15 exons. Gene Ontology annotation, molecular function: metalloendopeptidase activity; metal ion binding. The coding region runs from base 65 to 3118 and encodes 1017 amino acids. Lineage: Eukaryota; Metazoa; Arthropoda; Insecta; Coleoptera; Tenebrionidae. Gene Ontology annotation, cellular component: mitochondrion; cytosol. Gene Ontology annotation, biological process: peptide catabolic process. The record is from RefSeq and is a predicted model, not a curated record.
GACAGAUUGAUUAGAAUCUAAUCUGUGAUUUUAGUGUGUACAAUUAGGUAAAACCAACGUCUGGAUGCAGUUCAUAAAACACACUUUCCUUUUUGUCAAGAAGUUAACUGACAAUCGGUUCAAAUCGUUUUACUUGUACAGUACUGUAAGUCUAACCGCAAAUAAGUCAACCACCACAAACAAAAUGGAAAACACACCAAACUUAGUCUUACGAAGAGUCGAGAAUAUAAUCAAAUCCCAAGAAGACAAGCGGCUUUAUCGGGGUUUGGAGCUUGCAAAUCACAUGAAAGUUUUGCUUGUGAGUGACCCCACAACCGACAAAUCCGCCGCUGCCAUGGAUGUCAACGUUGGUUUCAUGAGCGACCCACGAGAUGUCUAUGGUUUGGCCCAUUUCUGCGAACAUAUGCUCUUUCUGGGCACCAAAAAAUACCCCAAUGAGAACGACUACAAUAAAUACUUGAGUGAACAUGGGGGGAGCAGUAACGCAGCCACCUAUCCCGACCACACAAUUUACUACUUUGACAUAGUACCUGAUGAAUUAAAUAAUGCUCUGGAUCGGUUUUCGCAGUUUUUUAUCGCCCCGUUGUUUACCGAAUCGGCCACUGAUCGGGAGAUGAAUGCUGUGAAUUCCGAACACGAAAAAAAUAUCCCUAAUGAUGUGUGGAGAAAGGACCAGUUGGACAAACAUUUGGCUGAUCCAAAGCACCCUUACCACACGUUCGGGACAGGCAACAGACAUACUUUGGAUACGCUCCCGAAGGAAAAAAAUAUUAACGUGCGAGAUGAGCUGUUAAAGUUUCACGACAAGUGGUAUUCAUCAAACAUCAUGUGUCUGGCUGUCCUAGGAAAAGAAAGUCUUGAUGACUUGGAACAAAUGGUUGUAAAAUUGUUCUCUGAGGUGAAAGACAAGGCCAUUGCGGCCCCCAGGUGGGAGGAGCACCCGUUCAAGGACGAGCACUUUGGUACUUGUGUCUACAUGUACCCCAUCAAGGACGUCCGGAAUUUGAACAUAGUGUUCCCCUGCCGUGACCUUCAAGAGUACUACAAGUCGUCACCUUCGCACUACAUCAGUCACCUAAUGGGGCACGAGGGCCCCGGCAGUAUUUUAUCGACGCUUAAAGCCCGCGGUUGGUCGAAUAAUUUAGUCGCUGGUAGUAGGCCAGCGCCACGCGGGUUGGGUUUUUUUGGGGUCACUGUGGAUUUAACAGAAGAGGGCAUAAAGCAUAUUGACGAUAUCGUCGAACUGAUUUUCCAAUAUUUGAACAUGUUGAAGCGUCAAGGGCCCCAAAAGUGGGUGCAGGAUGAGAACAGGGACAUCGGCAAUAUGCUGUUUAGGUUUAAGGAUAAGGAAUCUCCAAGGAGUUACAUUGCAGGCCUAGUUCACACGCUACAAGAUUACAGUAUGGAGGACGUGUUAAGUUGUAUGUAUUUGUUUUCUGAAUGGAGACCGGAUAUUAUUGAACAAGUCUGGAAUGAUUUUGUUCCGGAAAAAAUCCGAAUCGUAGUCUUGGCUAAACAGUACGAGAAUGAGUUGGAUCAAGUCGAGCCUUGGUACGGUACUAAGUAUAAAGUGGCAAAGAUUCCGGAAAAAACGCUAGAAAGGUGGCGAAAGUCCGAACUUUCUGGUGAUUUUAAGUUGCCGGAAAAGAAUGAGUUCAUUCCGACCGAUUUUGAGUUGUACCCAAUCGAUAAAGAAGUUACGGAACAUCCGGUAAUUAUUCAAGACACUGCUCUGACGAGAGUUUGGUUUAAACAAGACGAAACGUUUUUGUUACCGAAAGCAAACGUCAUGUUUGAUUUCGUCAGUCCCUUGGCAUAUUUAGAUCCUCUCAAUUGUAAUCUGACCCACAUGCUGGUCCAAUUGUUCCGAGACGCUUUAAACGAAUAUGCCUAUGCCGCUGAACUUGCCGGCUUAAAGUGGGAACUUAUCAAUACAAAAUACGGCCUAAUCCUCGCCAUUGGAGGUUACAGCAAUAAGCAACACAUAUUUUUAGAUAAGGUGAUGGAGAAAUUGACGAAUUUUAAAAUCGAUCCGAAACGAUUUGAAAUUUGCAAAGAAAACUACAUUCGUAAUUUGAAAAACUUUGCGGCUGAGCAGCCCUACCAGCACGCUGUGUAUUAUUUGGCCGCUCUUUUGACCGAGCAUUCCUGGACGAAACAGGAGCUCUUGGCUACGACCGAACAGCUCACGAUUGAUAAGUUGGAGGCGUUCAUUCCCCAAAUCCUGUCAAAAAUGCACAUCGAGUGCCUAAUUCACGGUAACGCAAACAAGGAAAAGGCGCUUCAGUUGGUGCAAAUCGUCGAAGACCGUCUUCUCUCAACCCUAAACAUGUCACCGUUGCUUCCGCGACAGUUGCUAUUAAAUCGCGAGUUGAAACUUGAAGACGGUUGUAAUUACGUUUACGAAGUCCAGAAUGAAGUCCACAAGGAGUCUUGCAUCGAAUUGUACUACCAGUGCGGGCUCCAGUCGAAGGAGAACAACAUGAAGUUGGAGUUAUUUGCUCAAAUUGUCCAAGAGCCGUGUUUCGAUAUUUUACGGACGAAGGAACAGCUGGGGUAUAUUGUUUUUAGCGGCAUUCGGCGGUCGAAUGGGGUGCAAGGGUUGAGGAUUAUCGUGCAGUCCGACAAACACCCGGUGCGUUUGGACGAACGUAUCGAAGAGUUUUUGAAAAAUAUGUUGAGUUAUUUGAAGAACAUGUCGGAGGAAGAGUUUGCAAGACACCGGGAGGCGCUAGCUGCUCAAAGACUAGAAAAACCGAAGCAGUUGUCCACUCAGACUAACAUUUUCUGGGGGGAGAUCACCUCACAGCAGUACCACUUUGACAGGGCCAAUGUCGAAGUGGCCUAUUUGCGGACCCUGACCAAGGAGGACAUCAUCGAUUUUUACAAGAGUUUGUUGGAGGAAAACGCCCAGUUUCGUAAAAAGCUCUCUGUCCAUGUGGUUUCAAUGGCGGAUGGGGGGGCUGGCAAAAUGGCGGCCAGUGAUAAGGAAUACACUGUUGAUAGCAAGGGGACGGUUGUUUGUGAUAUCACGGUGUUUAAAAGCUCGCACGAAAUGCAUCCUCUUGUUCAGCCUUACAUUAACAUUACGAGAAAAGGAAACAAGUGUAAACUCUGAUUUUGAAAGUGAAUAGCCAAUUUAAUAAAUUAAAUUUUAACUCAAUUCUUAGGUGAAUGUUUUUAGAUUGUGUAAGUCGGCACGAGAUUAAUAAUGCGGUUUUUCUGGCUAAUAAAUUCUUUGAAACUA